Messenger RNA from Setaria italica (foxtail millet), 622 nucleotides. Its product is annotated as protein DELETION OF SUV3 SUPPRESSOR 1(I). Gene Ontology annotation, cellular component: proteasome regulatory particle, lid subcomplex; proteasome complex. Gene Ontology annotation, biological process: mRNA export from nucleus; double-strand break repair via homologous recombination; proteasome assembly. The transcript is spliced from 3 exons. Lineage: Eukaryota; Viridiplantae; Streptophyta; Magnoliopsida; Poales; Poaceae. The record is from RefSeq and is a predicted model, not a curated record. The coding region runs from base 173 to 406 and encodes 77 amino acids.
UUCCAACUCCUAAGCCGGUUCGAGUUCGACGCCACCGCCCAUCGCUUUAACCCCGACCGCACCGAGUCGCCAAGGCAGCAGCCCGCAAAGACGCACCCGACGGACAGCCGCCUCCAGGUCCAGCUAGGGUUUCCGCCUCCUCUCCCCGCACGCGAAUCAGAUCGCAGCGUUGAUGGCGACGGCACCGGCGCCGGCGGACGCGAAGGCGGAGGCCGCCAAGAUGGACCUCCUCGAGGACGACGACGAGUUCGAGGAGUUCGAGAUCGACCAAGAAUGGGACGACAAGGAAGAAGGCAAUGAAGCCGUCCAACAGUGGGAGGACGACUGGGAUGACGAUGAUGUUAACGAUGAUUUCUCGCUGCAGCUGAGGAAAGAACUGGAGGGCGCCAGCGCCCAGAAGAGCUGAAUUAUCUCUAGUAUAAAUGUUACUCUUGUGUGGCCGUUACUUUCUGCGCCAUAAUGUGCUUCGGACAGUUCCUGGGAGUAACCUAAUUUGCUUAAUAGUGCUACGAGAAAGUUUAUGCCCGGGCUGUAUUUUCCAUAUUACCGUUGAAUUUCUAUAUGAAUGAUGGCACAAUAAAUUUUAUGGACACGUAUGGACAGGUCUGCCUUCCUUGGCUCA